AUGGUGAUUGAUGGGACUCUUCAGCUCGUCAAGAACAAAAUUGCCACCGAGGUAUUUUUAUCCGUGACGAAGGAGUACGCCGGAAAGAUUCAACUCGUCUUUACAGGGGCCACCAAGCAGAUAAUGGACUUUUGUAAUAACGGCGAGCUCCGAUGGCGUUUUCCAGAGAGAAUACAGCUGAAGGACCACACGGAUGCCGACAUACGCUACCUCAUAUUGCAACAUCUCAAGAGAAACAUAAAAGUCUCUUCAGUCGAGGGUGGUUGGGAGGGAGUCUACAUUAAUAUCCUGGCCCGCAGGAUUGGCCGCAGCAGGGGAGGAAAUCAAUUUGCAAACCACUGGACAUUAGAAACAGAUCUCGCAAAAGUCUUUCAUCGUCAAGCGGACAGAAUUCGGCGGCAACAACCUCUAGUCGCUUCAGAGGAAGCAGGAGACGAUCCGAUUCACUUUCUCACCAAAUCAGACCUGAUCGGACCUGAGCCGUCGGAUAUCAACAGUCAAAUUGACGCAUGGAAGGAUUUACAAAGCAUGACUGGCCUGGAAAAAGUCAAGGCAGCAAUCAACGAGCUCAUGCGACGCGCCCAUACCAAUUAUCAUCGCGAGCUCCAGGGAAAGGAGCCGCUCCAAACAACUCUCAACCGCGUCUUUCUCGGUCUACCGGGGACAGGCAAAACCACAGUGGCCAAGCUUUACGGACAGAUCCUGGCCUCGUUGGGUCUUCUGUCUAGCAGCGAAGUUGUGAUUAAGAAUCCAGCUGACUUCAUCGGGCAGUAUAUCGGCGACUCGGAAUUGAACACCAAGUCAAUCCUUGAGGCUACCGAGGGGAAGGUGCUCAUCAUCGACGACUUUCACAUGCUGUAUCAAGGGAAUGGACAUGGAACCAAUGAUUCAGACUCUUUUCGACUGGUCGUGGUAGAUACGAUGGUUGCUAUACUGCAGAACAAGCCAUCUGAUGACCGUUGUGUUAUCCUUAUCGGAUAUCCAGAUCUCAUGCAAGAGUUUUUCAGGAAUACAAAUCCAGGGUUGCAGAGAAGAUUUCCACUCGAGGAUGCUUUUGUUUUUGAGGACUAUGAGCUGAGGCAUUUGAGUCAGAUUCUUGACCUCAAGCUAUCCCGAGACCAAAUUCAAAUAUCAGAGAAAGCCAAAACUGUCGCUCUUGAGAUGCUUUCCCGGGCUCGUGAUAGACCCAAUUUUGGAAAUGGGGGCGACGUCGAGAAUCUGCUGGGCCGAGCCAAAACAGCGUGUCAUACUCGAACCAAAGACUCCCCGCAGCCGCCAGAAGUGACUAUUCUAGAGCCACAGGACUUCGAUUACGAUUACAAUCGAGCGUCACAUCCCGGUGAUGUUUGCGAAUCACUAUUCUCUGGUAUGGUUGGCUUCGAGGAAAUCAUCGCUUUAUUCAAAGGCUACCAGGAGAUGGUAGCAGCGAUGCGGCGACAUCAUAUCGACCCGCGCCCCUAUAUCCCGUUUACUUUUGUAUUCAAGGGGCCGCCUGGAUCCGGGAAGACAACAACAGCCCGUUUUGUAGGCCGUAUCUUUUAUGAGAUGGGCUUUCUUUCAACCUCCGAGGUAGUCGAGUGCUCUGCAACAAACCUGGUCGGACAGUACCACGGCCACACAGGGCCGAAAACAAUAGCGCUACUGGAGAGUGCUUUGGGGAAAGUGCUAUUCAUCGACGAAGCCUACCGCCUGUCGCACGGGUUUUCCCCUCGAGGCUCCGGAGGAAGCUUUGCGCAGGAAGCAGUUGAAGAAUUGGUGGACUGCAUGACGAAGCCGCGCUAUGCGCGCAAGGUGGUCAUAGUUCUUGCGGGUUAUAGUGGAGAUAUGGACAGGAUGAUGAGAAUGAAUCAGGGGCUGCGUGGUCGAUUCGCCACGGAUAUUGUCUUCCCACAACUGCUCCCCGGUCAUUGCUUGAAGCAUCUUGAAGAGCAGAUUGGAAAAUCAAAAGUCACAAUCAGAUAUGAGCCUGACCCGAAUCGUGAAAGGAAAAAAAUUGUCUUUCGCCUUUUUGCAAAGCUGAGUGGCACUAAGUCCUGGGCGAAUGGACGAGAUGUGGAGGCCUUGUCACGGAGCAUCGUUGGCUAUGUAUUCAAAAAUCAGGGAAAGGUAAAGCACGUUGACCAGCUUUCUAUCUCUCUCGAUGAUCUUAUUCUGUUCUUGAAGGACAUGUUACGAAAGCGAAAACAGGGCCAUGGGGACAAGGCACAUUGA
Molecule: messenger RNA, 2211 nt
Organism: Aspergillus wentii DTO 134E9
Lineage: Eukaryota; Fungi; Ascomycota; Eurotiomycetes; Eurotiales; Aspergillaceae
Exons: 1
Coding region: 1-2211 (736 amino acids)
Molecular function (GO): ATP binding; ATP hydrolysis activity
Source: RefSeq, a predicted model, not a curated record